Molecule: messenger RNA, 2796 nt
Organism: Schistosoma guineensis
Lineage: Eukaryota; Metazoa; Platyhelminthes; Trematoda; Strigeidida; Schistosomatidae
Source: the annotation of a GenBank genome assembly
AGGCGUGAAUCGCGGUUUCUUGGAGAUAUUAUCAAUGAACUUGGUCUCAAACCAUCUUCCUGAAGUAUUUUUCGAAUUUUAUUCAGCUCACCCUCGAUUGCGUCUUCCGUGUGUAUUCGUUUUGUUCUUGAGGAUAGAGGACAAAUUAGAUUUCUGUUCUUACUCAACAGCACCCAACUAUGGAAAUUUUUAUGCUGCUCAUUCCAGGGUGGCUUUAUGAAUAUCGAUAAUCGUAGAGAUCCAUAUGGUUUUCGUCUCAGUAAAACACCAAGAAAAUAAAGUUCCGAAUCCGAACGAGGUUUUAUUUUGAACGUGAUUGGAUAGUGCAGUUAUUGAAAUCUUUUAGUACCUUAUCAUGGUCACUUUUCGUCACAAAUGAUGAAUAGAUUACCCAUACAUAUUUUAUAAAAACAAGAUUUUCUCGAUCGUGGUUCGAACGAUAGUGUCCUCUAUCACGAAAUCAAAAGACUUGAUUUCAUGAAUCCAACAACCAACGUCAAUGUAUUGGAAAAAAAAGUGAUAUCGUUAGACCACUUCUCUGUUCACGAAACUAUUUUUUAUACGAUCAUACUGACCAUGAAGAAGUCAACAUCAAAGUUGCAAAUACUACCUAAAAGAUCUACUACUAGACAAAUAGAUAAUGUUGCAUUGGAAUCAUUGGGUCCUCUUGUAACAGACUGUUUUUCGGCCAACCUACAGAACAUUGUCCUUCGAGCAACAAGCGAUAAGUCUUAUUUUACUAAAUAAUGCAAUAUCCAUUUCACGUUUUACUUAAAAACUUUCGGCAACUAGUUAUUCUGAAUCAACGCCCCCCUUGUUUGUAGACUGUUAUAUCCAACGAUGCCAUACUACUUCAUUUUUAUGAACUUUCCUACUUGAUACUUGUGGUUAUCGUUGGUAAAUUUGUUUUCUUUUAUUGUUGACUAAUACAUGUAAAAGAUUACCCUUAAAUAUGAUUGUAAAGCUCAAUAAAAUUGAUAUAAUUGAAAAGAAAGUUUUCUUCGCUAAAACAUCUUCAUUCUUUUUUAUUAGUCAGUGGGUUUCGUUUUUAUUCAGUAUUUGUUUAUCAACAUAUUUCAUAUUUGACUAAAUGCAUAAUUACAAUUACAGAAGUUAUUUUUCAGAAUAAAAUGACAUUCAACCAGUUUAGAUGUCUACAUACCCGUUGAAUAUGAUGUUGCAACACUUGCUAACUUACGUACGUUCAUUUUGCUCAAUUCGAUAUGUAGUUAAAUUUUUACCAACCGGUUCGUUGGCUCCGAGAUUAAAUAUUUAUAGUCAUGUAUUAUUAAGUAAAAAUGCAAAACAGUAUGAUGAUUGUGCGUGUUCGUCAUCAGAUUCCAAUGUGUUAUAUACUUCAAGUUAUACAGAUCUUAUUAACAGUAAUGAUGAUAAUUAUGACGAACAAAAUCAGAAUUCAUAUCUAACUUCUUCACCCUGUUAUAAUGACAAUCGAAAUACUGUUUUAAAUUCAUUUUCUAUUUCUAAUUCACGUAAAAAUUUAAAAAAUGAUCAAGAGUCUAAUAUUCCAGUGUAUUAUGUUGAUUCAUUUUCCAAUACAUAUACUAGUUUCCCAAAUUCUGAAAUAAAAUCUUUAAAAAACAAUACUGGUGAUAAUGAUAGUCAGAAAUUAAUUAUGAAAUCAUCAAACAAAUUACAGUACAAUAAUUAUAGAUAUCGUCGAAAAAAUAAAAGAGGAAAGCGCUUUAGAGAUUCUACCAAAAAUAAUGGCAAACUGUAUGAUAAUAAUAAUAGUACUUCAGACACUACAAACACCUCUGAUGAACAUUUUCAUUCAUCAUCUAGAUCAAAUCGUAUUUCACAAUUGGAAGCUGAACUUUCUCGUUUAAGAUCACAAAUUGCUCAAUUAAUUUUAGCUCAAGAAUUAGGUAAAUCAAGCACGUCUGACGUAGAUCGAGAUCGUUUUCUUCAUCGUCCAGAUGCAGAUGGUGAGAGUGAUACUGCCACUACUACUGCUGCCAUCGCUGCCACAGGAUCACCUAGUCUGAUGCAACAUGAUAAAACAAGGUUUUACAACAAUCUGUCAGAAUUUCCUAUUCCUUCAGUUAGUUCAACUUCAACAUCAUUAAUACUACCUCCACCACCAAUACCCCCUCCACCGCCACCACCACCACCGUUCAUGAUUUCUUCACCUGCACUACAAGGAGGUAGUAGUAAUUGGAGAGAACAAUUGCAAGCAAAGCUAAGAAGUAAAAAGAAUAAUUCCACGGAUAAAACAUCUACACCAAUAAAAAGUAAUUUGUCGACGUCACAAAAUCCCGCCGAUAUGUCACAAGUAUUGAAAGAAUUACAAAGUGGAUCUAUUAAACUACGUUCAAUACCAAGAUCACCUGGUGGUACACCGAUAAAACAAAAACAGUCUCCCACAAUCAGUGGUUCUGAUCCAUGUGCAAUUAUCGCUCGAGCACUACACUCUAAAUUUUCACAUCUUCGUUCUAUAAUGGACAAUUCUAUUAGUGAUGAAGAAAAGAACUGUCAGUCGAAUAUUCAUCUUGACUCUGGUUUAGGACCUGGAUGUGAAGAUAUUUGGUCACCCAAACGUAAACCCAACGGUUCUCCCCAUUCAUUGAUUUUUGGCCAGCACAUUCUCCGCCCAGUCAAUCGACGUACAGACAAGACCAAUUAAAACAUCCAACUCGGAUUCCUACGAUGUACUAAUUGGAUGCUAUGACUUUCACAAUAGUUAUUAUUUUACAGAUCCUGAUUAUAUACCCUAUCAUACCUUACCUACUCUUUCGGAAAAACUAUGAGCAUUGAAAUAAAUUGCUCUGCUUC